This is a messenger RNA of Capronia epimyces CBS 606.96, 246 nucleotides long. RefSeq lists its product as uncharacterized. Gene Ontology annotation, molecular function: 2-oxoglutarate-dependent dioxygenase activity. Gene Ontology annotation, cellular component: cytoplasm. The record is from RefSeq and is a predicted model, not a curated record. NCBI's taxonomy places the organism in Eukaryota, Fungi, Ascomycota, Eurotiomycetes, Chaetothyriales, Herpotrichiellaceae. The coding region runs from base 1 to 246 and encodes 81 amino acids. The transcript is spliced from 2 exons.
AUGGGUUUUGCUACAUGGAUACACGGUUUCAUACACGAUAUACUAAUGAGAUCCUACCUAGUUCUGCAACUCGUGGCUGAGAAUCACGACCUCCAAGUCCGCUUCAGGUGGAACAAGAACGACAUUGCCAUCUGGGACAACGACUAUGAUGCCCCCCGUGCCGGGAACCGCGUUGUCUCGAUCGGCGAGAAGCCAUAUCUGGACCCUCGGUCUGUGUCGCGGCGUCGGGCGCUGGCCAAGUUAUAG